Messenger RNA from Coccidioides immitis RS, 1100 nucleotides. RefSeq names its product HAD hydrolase, family IA. The coding region runs from base 88 to 963 and encodes 291 amino acids. The transcript is spliced from 5 exons. The record is from RefSeq and is a predicted model, not a curated record. NCBI's taxonomy places the organism in Eukaryota, Fungi, Ascomycota, Eurotiomycetes, Onygenales, Onygenaceae.
UGUGCAUGCAUGAAAUACCCCCCCAUAGACUCACACGCCGCGUCCCGCCCACCCUUGUCCUGACUCCCUAAUACUCUAGAGAAAGUGAUGCUCGCGCCUCUCCAUAGAUCCGCGCAUCACCACACCAUCCGACUAUUCUCGUCCCACCCGUUUAACCACAUUCUCCACUACGUCUCAUCACCAACAGCAACCCGCAGCAGUAGAAAAAGAGAUAUGUCGUCUGCUCCGCAGGUACGCGCGCAGUCAGAACAGCAGCAGCAGCGGGGGAGAAUGCGCAGAUUCGCGCCGUUGAAUCCGGAGGUGAGGGUGCGGCUCGGAAGUGGGGGAACAGCGCCGGAUUUGAAGGGCGUGGUGUUUGAUGUUGAUGGGACACUCUGCCUGCCACAGCACUACAUGUUCCAAGAGAUGCGGUCCGCCUUAGGCAUCGAUAAAUCCGUGGACAUCAUAACCCACAUUCGCGGCCUUCCCACCCAGGAAGAACGAACGGCCGCCGCAGCCAAGGUCCAAGCAAUCGAGCGCUCUGCGAUGGUUAAGCAGAAACCCCAGCCGGGCCUCACCCAACUCAUGGACUACCUCCACUCAAGAGGCAUGAAGCGAGCACUGUGUACGCGAAAUUUCGAGGCGCCGGUAACGCAUCUCCUGACAACACAUCUGCCCACGCAUGUAUUCACUCCGAUAGUAACUCGGGAUACUCCCGAUUUGAUGCCAAAGCCGGACCCAGCUGGUAUCUUGCACAUUGCGAAGGAAUGGGGGCUGGAGAAUGGAGCAGAUGACUUGAUUAUGGUCGGAGACAGCCUUGACGACAUGACAGCCGGCCAUAAAGCCGGAGCCGCCACCGUGCUCUUGGUUAACGACCGUAACCAGGCGCUGAAAGAACAUGACCACACGAAUCUGUGGAUAGAGCGCUUGGACGAUUUGAUUGACAUUUUGGAGAAUGGGUUUGUAUCUCCCGGGGAAGAUUAAGUAAUUUAAGGCUCGCGGUGACGGGUUCCCCUUUCCCCUCUGGCUUUCAUGCACUACUAGUUAACUACCCGUAACUUGCCAUAGAGACAAAUGAUGUAAAUAAAUAGCUACUGAGCAUAGAACUAAACAUGGCUUUA